GAUACAUCAGAGGGAAAAGUUUUGAUUGAAAAAACUUCCAAAACCCUUGGGAUCUCAGAAAAUGUCUGACGAAGAGGAAACUGCGUCUCAGCUCACUGACAAGCAGAAAAUGGAGAUAGCCAAAUGGUUUCUCCUCAAUUCUCCGGCCGGAGAAAUCCAAUACGUCGCCAGAGAUAUUAGGGCGGUUUUGAAGAACGAGAGAGUGUAUAGAGCGGCGGUGGCCGAGGCUUUUCCCCUUUACAACAAAGCCCACAUGAUUUGCCUCGAGUUUCCGGAUAGAAGUGGUGAGGUUAUUGUUUCAUCAUUUAGCGAGAUUGAUAAGAAUGAAUAUCUUGAUCCUAGGACUGCCCAAGUUGCAAGAGUUGACCAUGUGAAACAGGUCUGUGAAGAUGCUAGACCAGCAAAUGAUGAAGAGCUUCCCUCAUCAUAUAUUGAGGAAUAUCGGUGUGCCCUGGAUGCAGAAAUUAUCAAGUAUGUCAGUGAAGCAUAUCCAAAAGGAGUGUGUUCAGUUUAUUGUGCCAAUGGAAAAGACGUGGAGGAACCAGGGUCAGAUUUUGAGCUUGUUGUGCUAAUUUCUGCUGCUAGACACAGCCCUCAAAAUUUCUGCAAUGGAAGUUGGCGGUCAAUAUGGCACAUGGAAUUCAAGGAUGAGCUACAAAUUGUUGAAGUUAGAGGUAAACUUCAGGUUGGAGCCCACUACUUUGAAGAGGGAAAUGUUCAGUUGGAUGCAAAGCAUGAAUGCAAAGAUUCCACAAUAUUCCAGUCACCUGAUGAUUGUGCGGUUUCCUUGACCACCAUUAUUCGCCACCAUGAGACGGAGUAUCUGAAUUCCCUUCAGGUGUCAUAUUCCAAUUUGCCUGACACCACUUUCAAGGACCUUCGGCGGAAGCUUCCUGUUACACGUACGCUAUUUCCAUGGCAUAACACCUUGCAGUUCAGCCUGACCAGAGAUAUCCAGAAGAACUUGGGACUGGAAAGCAGUAAAUGAUUCUUCUCUUCUGGCGUAGAAAAGUUGUAUACCGUGGUGUUUCCGAACUCACUAUGAUCAUUUUGUUUCCAUUUUUGUAAUUUAUCCCUUGAAAUCUUGUGCUUCCCUAUAUCUUGUAUAUCUCUCUCUCUCUCUCUCUCUCUCUUUGGGGGGUUGGGGAUGGGGGGUGUUCAGCUUGAAGAUGUACUCGCCAUAAUUAAUUUACCAAUUGAUUUGGAAUGCUGAACAUAUCUAUUAGUAUAUAUAUUUGAAGGAAAUUUGAAGGAAAUGUUUU
Molecule: messenger RNA, 1262 nt
Organism: Sesamum indicum (sesame)
Lineage: Eukaryota; Viridiplantae; Streptophyta; Magnoliopsida; Lamiales; Pedaliaceae
Gene: CPA
Product: Subunits of heterodimeric actin filament capping protein Capz superfamily
Biological process (GO): barbed-end actin filament capping; actin cytoskeleton organization
Cellular component (GO): cortical cytoskeleton; F-actin capping protein complex
Molecular function (GO): actin filament binding
Source: RefSeq, a predicted model, not a curated record